GUGACUGUUGCGGAUGUAGUUGGCUAACAAGGAAAUUAGAGUUUUUGGUUGGUACAACUAGCAGGCUGUAAAAUCACGAAAUCUACCUUCAAUAAAUAAUUUUGAAGUUUAUUUGUGAAAUAUGUUAAACAAUCGAAUGGAUUUACAUGAUGGCAAAAUGUCGCAAGUUUGGAGAAAAUGACGAGGUGACUUGCUUAACAACAGUGGCUUGGACAUUUGUGAUAUGAUAAUCACAAAAGACAAGUGUGUAAAAUGGACUGAAGUAAUUAGUUAGUUGCUAACUAUUGAGAUGUGCUACUAGCUGUACAUAUAAAACAUAUAUGACCAAUAAGCACUUUAAGUUGUCUUUGCCUACAAAUCACCAAUCUACAUGAACAUCAUGUACUAAGAAAUAAGUUGUUACUGUUUGCAUGCUCUGUCGUCACUUUAAGGUCAAUUCACCUCCACAUACAUUUGUUUUGCUAACCACACAUAAACAGAGCUGAUCAUGUCACUAGUAGAGCAGUCCCAAAAGUGGUUCCCGACUCAUGUCCAAGCCACUGUUCUUCAAGCAACUGACCUACAAGCUAAGAGUAAGAAUGGCACCAACGAUGCCUACACUAUCAUUCAGCUGGGAAAGGAGAAGUACUCGACAUCUGUGGCAGAGAAAACACUCAGCCCAGUGUGGAGAGAAGAAGCCUCCUUUGAGCUGCCAGGUCUGCUUCUGGAGGGCAACCCAGAAAUCUACGAACUAUGCCUCAUCGUGAUGCACAGGUCCCUGGUGGGAAUGGAUAAAUUCCUGGGCCAGAGUACCAUCAAUCUCAAUGAGAUUUUUGAUAACAAGGAGAGAAGGAAAACUGACUGGUACUCUUUGGACUCCAGGCCAGGGAAGAAGAGGAAGGAGAGAGGGAAGAUCCAGGUCAGCAUCCAGUUCAUGAGGAACAACAUGACGGCCAGCAUGUUCGACCUUUCCGUAAAGGACAAGCCCCGCUCGCCCUUCACUAAACUCAAGGACAAGCUGAAGGGUCGCAAGCACGAUGGUGGCUUCUCCGACACCUCCUCAGCCAUCCUGCCCCGCUCCGCCAUGUGUGACUCGGAGACCCUUCACCAGCCCAGUGCUCCGGACCAUCAGCCCCAGCCAGAGCCCAAGAUCAAGAGACCCUUACUGGCCGGCUCCCAUAAGCUUUCCGCUGCCCACUCCAUGUCCGACCUCAUUGGCACCCACUUCCGCCCCAAGCUGGACUCUAUGAACUCAAUCGAGGAGCUGGAGAAAGGGAGUGGUGCCGCCCCUCACAGGCGCUCCCAGAGUGAGGUGCAAGGCUACCAGAACACAGAGGAACACUGUGACCCUUUUACUGAUAUCAGCGAUGGCCUGCCGCAGAAGUACGCCACCCUUCCUCGCAACCGCAACCCAUUUGAGGUGGAGCAGGGCCAGCUGUGGGACCAAGGGGAGAAGAAGGAGAAGAAGGAGAAGGUCAGCCUACUUGAACGUGUGACCGGGAAGAAGGAUGUACGCAAGACCGACGGGGGACGUUCGGGCAGCUCUGGAGACCUGCGCUCGCCCAAUCCCUUCAACAGUGAGUCUCAGGGCGACAUCCAACCAACCAACCCCUUCAGCUCACACUACAAAGCAAGUGAUAAAAAGCCCACCAGCAAUGAAGACAUCCGGAAGGCGCGAGAGAAACAUGGCAAGAAAAAUGAGACAAAGCAGCCGAGCGUGGCCUCCUAUAGCAACUUGUCUUUUGACGAGGUGGUGCGCGAGCUCAUCAAGCAGAAGGAGGUGGUGAAAAAGAAGGACGCCCAUAUCCGUGAACUGGAAGACUACAUUGAUAACCUGCUGGUCCGCGUUAUGGAGGAUUCGCCGAGCAUCCUACGGACACCCUACGAGCCCAACAGGAAAGCGGGGAAAAUCUCAAAAAAGAAGUAGAGUCAAGGUAGAGGAAGGUCAAAAAUAGAGGCUUGUAGUAACAGUAAUGUCCCGUCCUAGCCAUUUAAAAAAAAAAAAAAAAAUGUAUUGUGGGUAUGGAACAAAAAAAUGAAGAGACGGGGGGGGGGGGAUUGACCAAUGCCAAAUCAGUCAUUUUUGAUUUCUUUACAGUAACUGCAUUGAUGCAGCUUAUACUUUUUUUUUAAUAGGUUUUGUAUGCUGUGAUUUGAGUUUACACCAGUUUCCCCAGCAGAAUAUUAUUGUGGAGUGAAGUACAUCCAACGACAUAAAUAUUUGACUUGCAUUAUAACUAACCCCAUGGCUGUUCCAUUAUGAUCGGUCGACUAACCUCUGAAUCAGUUGCUCUGUUGAUCCACUCAUCCAUUUUAAUUUUUAUACCUCCUGCUCUGUUUGCAUGGCAUUCUUUUUUGUUUUUCGAAUUCUGGCGAAUUGAAAGAAUGGGAAAUUACAUAAUGUAUCUCACAAAUUCAUCAGAAUACCUUAGCAGAAACCAGUCUGAUUCAAAUGAGCUAUCACUGUGUUGACUAUGUUUACCAUUUAUUACGAGAUGUUGAAGAACAAACUAGUGGGGUUAUACCUAUGCCUGACUGUUUUCCCAAGGCUUUUAAUAGUGUAUCCAUGGCCUUGGGGAAACGGUCAGGCAUGGUAUAACCCCACUAGUGCACUUUCACACACGUAACAUGAAAAUCCCAGACAGCUUCUGGGGCGGUUGUUUGAACAUAGAACCAUCAUCAAACUAAGAUUUACGUUUUUAACACUAAGGCUAUCUAGAUUUAAUUAAAUAUUUAAAGGAUGCACGUCUUCACCUCUCAUAAAUCAGUUGUACUGAGAAAUUUCACGAUUUAGAUUUUUUUUUAAAUAAUGUCCUCGAGCUUCUAGUAAAGAGAGAAACAACUUCUCUGAUUUAUGACUGAACUAUGCCUCUUUUAGCCUCUCCAUGAGGCUAAAAUCUCUUGAUUAGGUUGCCUUACUUUACUGACUUUAUUGUCCCCAUGGAGAAGUUUUGUUGCAGUGUCAUGUACAAGUUUAAAGUAGCGUUUUAAAUGCGAAACAAAUUGACAAUACAACUUUCAUAACAGUUGCAUAUCAAUAAAAAGAGACUAGCCUGCUGGCCUUACUGGGUCGAUGGGAACAUUAGCCCGAGCUAUUUAGGAGGGAUAUCACACCUGGCACAAAUUAUUGUCUAGUUCUGUUUUUCCUGCCGAGGGUUGCCCUAUACCUGCGCCCAGAAGGGAGUGGUUCAAAGUCGCUAGGUGUAAAACUAAGGUUACCAAACCCCAUUUAUAAUUGCUAACUGACUGGAGAAGUUUUGUUUAAAGCCCCGAUGCUCAUUCUGAACGUUUAAAUGCAUCGCUUGCGGUACGUUUUUUUGAAACAUAAACAUAUCUUUCAUAUCAGUGAGAAAUUAUUUUCAAAAAACUCAAUGUUUAUAGGGUUAGGGUUCCCACACAGCCGUAUUUCCAUGUUGCAGUGCUUUUUUUUACGGAAAACAGAGGCGUACCUGUGCUAAUUACAUAUCUACCUGUGAGUAAACGGAAGAUGGACGCCACAAAAGAGUUGUCACUGCAAAUGUGAUAAGGAAGAAGAGGGUUUUAUGUUUCUAGAACCGUACCAAAAUUGAAAAUCGAUUCACGUUGAGAAGUAUUUGGCUGUUUUGGCUACCAGAGCUAAUUUGCUAACAGGACAUGUAAGGUCUUUGGACUACAAGGAGUAACGGUAGUCCAUUAUUGGGCUACAGUUGCUAUAGUAUUUUAAUAAAAGGGUCUACUUUUUAAUUUGAUUGCGUGCCUCACUUUUCAAACAAAAAACAUCUCUGUUAAACAGUUAAUUAAAUGUAUAUGGCCUAAGUGUUGAAACGUAUCCAAACAAUUGUUAAAAAACCAAAAGGUCAUGGUCUAGGGGUGUGGAUGAGUGUAUCUGUGUGGGUGUGCGCGUGAAUAAGUGCGUGGUGCAGAGACUCCUUGCAGGUGGUCAGUCCAAAUGAAGUUUUCCGGAUAUUUAAAAUGUAACUAGGCAAGUCAGUUAAAAACAAAUUCUUAUUUACAAUGAUGGCCAAACCCGGAUGACGCUGGGACAAUUGUGUGCCGCCCUAUGGGACUCCCAAUCACGGCCGGUUGUGAUACAGCCUGGAAUCAAACCAGGGUCAGUAGUGACGCCUCUAGCACUGAGAUGCAGUGCCUUAGACCGCUGCGCCACAUAGAAGCCAAAAUAAUGCCGCCCUAUUUAGAAAUUGUCUCUGACCCUGUUGUUAUCAGACCUCAUGCUCCAAUACCGCCUCCCCGACGGUGAAGGGGUGAACCACUCGUGUGUGGGGUCCUUGAUGAUGCUGCGGUCCUUCCUCAGGCACCGUUUCGAGUAGAUGACCUGGAUGGGCGGGAGCACGGUCCCAGUGAUGUACUAAUAACCAGCUGAGCUAGCGAACAAUGUAACAAAAGUAGUUUUUCGGAAUCAAAAAACAUAUACCAACAGUCUCUGUUUCAGGAAUCACAGAAGCAAGCUCUCCUGGUGCACUGUUCAAUCAUUUAGCCAUUUAAACAUUUUGUUUUUGGAUAAACUCACUUUUUGCAAUGCCCUCAAUGGCUUCCAUGCUUUGAAACGUGAGCUUGUCCGAGGGGUCGGUCUUGACAACACUUUCUAUCCAUUGGAGUGCUUUGAUUGAUUGCCCCAUUCUGCGGUCGGGCUUAGUGAAGGGUCAAUUGAAUAGGGUUUGUAAUUUUUAAUAGGUCUGACAUGAAAGCGUGAACCAACUUAUAGCCAUAACAAAUAUGGCCGCUUGAUGCGGUAUUCAACCCAGAUGCUCUUAUAAUGUGAAUGUAGUCAAGUAUAUGUUUACCAGAUGCUCCAGAGGCAGUCGUGUGCUGUUGUCAGUGGUCAAGUGGUUGAGUACUGCAGAGCAUUUAAUGACUGUGUUUACACUUCAGACCAAGACGCAGGAUUAUGACACAAACUCUACACUCUGCCAAUCAGCCCGGCACUGCGCUUACUGCAAUACAAGAUUGUGUUGAUAUACUGAUAUGCAGGUAUGAACAUGCUGUUGUUGCCUGUCUGUGACUGAUGUGAGCUUUUUGGCAUUAGAAUGGUUUGGACCUACAGUAUCUGUUGACAUUUGCCAUCUUAGUACAAAAAUAUAUUAUUUAAAGGUACUCUUAUGAGGGUUGGUACUACUGAUUUUUUUUUUUUUUUACUCAAGACAUGCAUUUCCAAACACGCAUCCAAAAACAAUGUGACACUGCAUUCCAAUUUUGUGACCUUGCAGUGAAAACUAAACAAUAUGUCAACACUGUAUUCUUUGGUCAAUUCUGAUGAUAUGGAAUGUCUGGGCAUCGUGCAGGUGCAGAAUGUAAUUGAGUGGAGGCAAACUAAAGACACUGCUAUUUAAGCCUCCCUAAUAUUUACACCAAAGUGAAUUCAUUCAAAGAGCUACCAUUGUCCAGCAUAUCAACUCUGAAGUCAUUGCUUUUGGGUUUGUUAUUUUAGAUCUUUCAGUGACUCUUGAUGGCUAUCGUUUUGUUUUUAGGAUCAAGCGCAUUGUAUGACCUUCCUUUGCAUUAAGUGUAGGCCCAUACAUUGUCAUACAGAAAUGUGUAUAAACCAUUGGUCAAGUUAUUCUCACUUUACUCUACUUGUAUGGCUUUACACAGACAGAAAGAUGAAGUGCAAUCAUAAUUUAGCAACCUGUUUAAUAUUCUAUUGGUGUCCACAAAUUUGUUUACACUUUGAAUCGUUAUAUUGUGUCCUCAAGUGGAACACGUCUGAAUGACAUCCGUUCUACUCUUGUGAUCUGUCGUUGUUUGUCAACAGAGAGAAAAUAUGAUUCCAUUAGGUAGAAGUGGUUCAAUUUUUGUUAUAUUUUAGAUUUACUGAUUCUUGCUUGAAUUGUUUUUUUGUUUUUUUUUGUUUUUUUUAACUAUUUGAAGGAAAUCUAAUCACGGUACCUAGCUACAUAGCAAUGCAUUUGCAGGCUGAUUUUAAUGUAUUGAUUUCUUUCAAAUGUUACACUGCCCAUUGCCAGAUCAAAGUGCUCUUGACUAAUUGCUCUCCACAAAGGCUAUUGGUUAUAUUUUACUAGUAAUACACUGUGUACUAACUUAACACAUCCAGAAAACCAAACUAUCAGUACAGAUUGUAACAAGGGCUCGAGUUAAACCUGUUUAUUACAAUUUAUCUGUGAUCAUUUAUGACAUUCAUGUUUUACUGAAUAAUUUGUCAUACAUCCCUCAUACUGUCCAAAGCAAGGACAAAUAUAUAACAUAUCAUGACAGUUUUUUACAAUCAAUGUAGGCCAACUCUGUUAUGAAAUAUGUUAUCGUAAAUAGUACUAUCACGACAUAACAAACACUAUCAGCUUGUCAAAAAACAAACCGCCCACAAUUUAAUAAUUUGUGUCACCGUGGUAUAUCGCUUCAUAACACAUACAAUGUCUGUUCUGCAUAGCACACACAUAUUCUGCUGUUACCUUUACUGUCAAGUAUCAAUGUAUGCUUUAAGCAGGCAGUUUCCCUGCUCUGUAUGGUGUCAUAUUUCUGAGUCUACUUUUCUUUAAUAGUUCCAUACACUGUAAUGCUUUUCAAAAAGGUUACUACUACUUAGUUAUUACUUUAUUACUGUUAGUAGGUAAAACUAUUACUGUGUUACUGAAAUAUUUUCCCUCAAUAUGUACUUCUUUUCCUAGAGCAAAUGCCAGUGAUGACAAACAUGUCUCACCUAAUUAGCAGAAAGGUUUACAUUUUUGUCACAUUUUUGUUUUUUGUAGAAUGUUGUGCCAUUUACAGUGUUAUAUGCUUGGUAUUUUAGAUCAAUAGGAUUAAUGUUACAAAGUUGUGGACUAAUUGUAUUGUGAGCCCUGUUGUGAACUAUUGAUUCCUCAGAAGUCUAAAACAUUGACCACACUGAGUUGCAUAGUCACACAUUUUAGACAAUUUUUGUUGCUUUUUCCUGUAUUUUUUUUUUAUUUGGUAAACUUUUACAUUCUAAUUUUGAUAUUCUUUAUUUGUAUUGGUAAAAUAUGGUAAAGUUACUGAAUGUCCACAUAUCAAGUCAGGAUACAGCCCUAAGUGAACAUUUUUUACAACAGAAUUUUACAACAUUCCUUUUCGGAAGUUCAAAACCACCAGAGGCUUCAAUUUCAGAACUGUUUGGAUGACUCACUCUACAUUUUAAAAAAGGGCUAUCUCAUUGCUUCUUCUUUUUUUCUUAAGUAACAAACACAGUUUACUGCAAAAUCCUCCCAAUUCAGUCACAGUUAACUAGGACAAAGCGAAUUUAAUGGUAUUCCAAAAAAUGCAAAAGCUGCCUUUUUUAUAAAGCUUGUCCUAGCAAGCAUCACGGAGACACACUUUUUUUGUUUAAUAUAAUACAUUUCUUUUUGAAAAAAAGCUUUCCCUCCCCAAUUUUUUUUUCUCAAUCUUUACCUAAAUCUUCCUCUAUUGAAUGUAGGCUCUAAAGUGUGCCCUCGUUCAUUAUACUGAUUAUAGUUGAGCAACAUUUCUUCCUCAUGUUUUAAAAUGUGACCUUUCUGCAGACCAUAUAUUCAGCUACUGUUUUUACCAUAAUUCAAAAUGACUUCAUAUACAUUAUUCAGCUGUUUGUAUUUCACUUUGAAUGUGUUUUGAUGCAACAGAAAUGACUUUAUCCAGAAUAAGAUGGCGUAAACACAUGCUAACGAAUAACACCAGAUGUUUGUGUGUUGCGCUGUAAAUUCAAAGGUAAUGUUUGGGGGGAUUUUUACAGCAACAUUAUAGCAGAACUAAUACACUUGCUCCAAUGACUCUUCCAUUUUUAUUGAAAAACGUGAUGAUGAUAAUGAAAUCUCACCAAUUCAAUAAUGGGGAAAAAGCUAGGACAAUAUUAUUGAAUGUUCAAAUGGCUUUAUAGGAUGGGGGAAGGGGGGGGGAUAUUAAUUUCAUGCUAAAUGAGGUAAUAGGUGUUUCUUCAACAUCCAAAAACUAGGUUGAUGUUGAAGUCUGACAGUGGCUACUUUGAGAGAUCUCCAUGGAGACCGCAUCAUCGAAAGCACUGAGCUCUAUGAAGGCUGUUACACUUACAAACAACUAUAAUACCAGUUUCAAGCCCACAAUCACUGUUUCAGUUUAGCAUUGUGUAGUAUUUAAAAUCCCUUCAUUGUGUUGAUAUACAGCUAAGAUUGUAACCUUUUUCUCCAUGAGUUAAUUCCAUAGCACAUCUUUGUACUUUUACUUAGCACUCAUAAGUAUUCAUUAACUCUGCAGUUAGCUUGCAUCUGAAAUUGCAUGUCAGUUAUUUUUACAAUACGGCUUCAUACAAUUUUGUCACUUUCUGUUUAGAGAGCCAUCACAGUUGCUCGUAUCAUAUAUAAAUUGAAAAAAAGAACAGUAUUUGAUCAAAUUCGAGAUUGUACAAUAAUACAAGCAGGAAUGUCUCCAAACGCCUCUUCUCUGUAAGAUGGCAAUGGUACUAAACUUUUCCUUAUGCAUUUCUUUAACCUUAACUGCAGUUCACGAAGGUGGGUGUAAGUUUCCACAAUACAAUUUUUCACACUGCACACUCACACUGCAAAAGUAUGUAUGUCGGGAUGAGCGGGCAUCUGGGGUUGAGGGGAAAGUAUUGGUUUGUUUGGAAAACUGCUGAUUGUGAUACUGAGAAAAAAAAAAGAAUGUCAUGUCUAUGUUGGUAUACAAGGUAUAAUUUUGGGGACAACAAUGUAGAUUAUGUAAAAAUGAAGAAUGGUGCUGCUUGACAUGACUGCUUUCGAAAGCUUUCAGUGUAAACUGUAUGUUUAUUGUCCGUCUCUCUCACACACUGUCCCACCAAAAGCCGGUUGCUUCCUAACUACUUAAACAAUUUUGGCAUGUGGCAUGGAUGUACUUACAUGAAUGUCUUAGAGUAGAAAUGUUUUAGGAAUUGUCAGUGAUCCAUUGGAUAACAAAAUUGGAAGCCACAAACCAGAUGAUCGCAUUGCUCUUUUCAAUAAAUACACUGUACAUCUUAAAAAAAA
Messenger RNA from Oncorhynchus mykiss (rainbow trout), 8900 nucleotides. Its product is annotated as rab11 family-interacting protein 2. The record is from RefSeq and is a predicted model, not a curated record. NCBI's taxonomy places the organism in Eukaryota, Metazoa, Chordata, Actinopteri, Salmoniformes, Salmonidae. Gene Ontology annotation, molecular function: small GTPase binding. Gene Ontology annotation, biological process: regulated exocytosis. Gene Ontology annotation, cellular component: endosome; phagocytic cup.